Messenger RNA from Danio aesculapii, 3391 nucleotides. It is a transcript of the gene helq, whose product is annotated as helicase, POLQ like. Lineage: Eukaryota; Metazoa; Chordata; Actinopteri; Cypriniformes; Danionidae. The record is from RefSeq and is a predicted model, not a curated record. The transcript has 18 exons. Gene Ontology annotation, molecular function: ATP binding; nucleic acid binding. The coding region runs from base 133 to 3288 and encodes 1051 amino acids.
UCGUGCAUUGUCGCUUAAUUUUCUAGCAUUACUUUGUGGAUAAUAAUGGAUACUUACUUAUUGGUUUAGGUUUGGUGUUUUGACGCAAUUCCUAAGGUCAGUUACCAAGCUGUUAUACAGACAUGGCAGUGGAUGAAUAAACAGUUUGUCUCUUCAUUGUUAUCGCUUAGUUGCUGUUGUCGGCUCUCUGACUUUAUUUUAAUAAUAUCGCUCAAUGCUGACAUCCCAGCGCACAGUAUCUUUACAAUAGUGAUGUAUACUGACAACCAACUACACGACAUUGUGGUAAAGCGCAACACUUCGUCCUCAAGAAAGAGGUCAAGGGAUGGAGUGAGAAGUCACGUCACUCCUGCCAAGAAAAGGUCCAGUUUUACAUCAACAACGACAUGUUUAACCGAUAAAGAACAGAUUUAUACUCAAGACAUGGCGGAGAAUGAAGGGGUAGAGCUGUGCUGCAGUGACAAUGAAGAUCUCUUUGAGGGUUAUGACAGCAUAGUGGCUGACAGCUCUUUUCUGGCUAAGCUUGAAGACGUGGAGCUCCAGACGAGGCAGUGCUACGAUCAGCAAACUCCCAACGCCUGUGCGGAUGAUCUCUCUGACUCCAUCUUAGCUGAGGAUUUCAGAGACUCGUCACCAAGAGCUUUACCAAGCUCUCAACUUGAAUUUCAAAAAGCUAUCACAACGCCACACAAAAGCCCCUCCAGAGGUGCGCACAGCUCCUCUACCAAUGAUUUGAUGAAUCCCGGGCCGGCUGUCAAUCAUGCUGAUCUCAGCGUCAACAAGCCACAUUCAAAGGCCAGAAGAAGCAUGAAGGACCAUCUUAAGAAAGUGCUGAUGGAUAAUGCAGCAACGACUAGCACCAUCUCCAAGAUGGUACAGCAAAAAGAAGCUGUGAUGAAUGAAGAAAUGAGUUAUGCCAUGCAGGCUAUGGAGUCCAUAACCACUGAGGGAGACCUGGGUCCUUUUUUUGGGCUUCCGUCCAAAGUUAAAGAUCUUAUUUUCAGAUUAAAGGGAAUCCAAGACUUGUAUGAGUGGCAGAAGACCUGUUUGAGCCUGGAUUCGAUUCAGCAGAGGAGAAAUCUUAUUUAUUCUUUACCAACAAGUGGAGGAAAGACCCUUGUGGCAGAGAUUCUCAUAUUUAAAGAGCUCUUGUGUAGAAAGAAGGAUGCACUGCUUAUUUUGCCGUACAUAUCUUUGGUUCAGGAAAAGGUUCGAGGGUUGUCUAGUUUUGGAAUUGAGUUGGAUUUCAUGGUGGAGGAGUAUGCUGGUAGUAAAGGGAAGUUUCCUCCAGUCAAGAGAAGAAAUAAAAAUUCUCUCUACAUCACAACCAUUGAGAAGGGACACAGCCUUGUAAAUUCAUUAAUCGAAAAUGACCGUUUAGACAAUAUUGGCCUGGUUGUUGUGGAUGAGCUUCACAUGCUUGGUGAUGGGAGCAGAGGGGCGAUCCUUGAAAUGACUUUGUCCAAGGUUCUCUACAUGAGCAAAUCAACCCAAGUUAUCGGCAUGAGCGCGACACUAGGCAAUGUGAAAGAUCUCCAGAGCUUCCUAAAAGCUGAAAACUACACUAAUAACUUCAGGCCUGUUGAGCUGAAAGAAUAUGUGAAAAUAAAGGACAGCAUAUAUGAAGUUGACCCAAAGGAAGAGCCAUGCUUCACUUUCUCAAGACUCCUGAAUUUUAAGUACUCCAGUGGAAUGCAGAAAAUGGACCCGGACCACAUCAUAGCUCUGGCUACAGAAAUCAUCCCGCAGCAGUCCUGCCUCAUAUUCUGUGCCACCAAGAAGAACUGCGAGAAUCUAGCCGGAAUGAUCUGCAAGUAUUUAAAUAAAGAGUUCAUAAAACACAAGGAGUCAGAAAAAGCCACUCUUUUGGGUGAGCUAAAAAGCAGCGGGAACGGCUCGCUGUGUCCUGUGCUGCAGAAGACUGUACCCUUUGGUUUGGCUUACCAUCACAGCGGCCUGACCAGCGAUGAAAGGAAGCUGGUAGAAGAGGCUUAUUCCUCUGGAGUGCUCUGUCUCCUCACCUGCACCUCUACUCUUGCUGCGGGCAUCAAUCUUCCUGCACGCAGAGUGAUUCUGCGCUCCCCAUAUGUGGCUGCAGACUUUUUAAAGAGAAGUCAGUACAAACAGAUGGUGGGCAGAGCAGGACGAGCUGGAAUUGAUGCCAUGGGCGAGAGCAUCCUCAUCCUGCAGGACAAAGAUAUAAACACGGCCAAAAACCUACUGUGUGCUCCAAUGGAGAAGUGUUAUAGCAACCUUCUUCAUGAUGGAGGACGGGGCCUACUCAGCCUCAUCCUGUCUCUCAUUGGCCUGAAAAUAACCAAAACUGUAGAUCAGGUGAGGGAUUUGAUGAAAGGCACAUUGCUCAGUGUGCAGGAGGCUCAGGUCAGUCCAGAGAAGAGUUUGUGGGAUCUUACAGUGGAAUCCAUACAGACACUGAAGCAGAAGAACCUCAUCGAAGUCUCUUCUGAUGUAAAUAAUCAAAACAUUCUGCAAAUCACCAGGCUUGGAAGAGCUACAUACAAAGGUUCAGUAGACCUAAGCUACUGUGAUGUGCUCUAUCGAGACCUCUCAAAAGGGCUGGAGGGUUUACUCCUCAACAGUUUCCUGCACUUAGUGUAUUUGGUUACUCCAUAUGACAUGGUGCAUCAGUGCAAACCGGAUUGGAUGAUCUACUUCAGGCAGUUCACAAAUUUGUCGGCUGCUGAGCAGAAGAUGGCCACCACGGUUGGAGUUCCUGAGAGUUUUGUGGCCAGAAAGGCAGCAGGACAGAGUGUGAGGAAGUCUGUGGAUGUUGUGGUAGUGAACAGGUUGUAUCUGGCUCUGGUCCUGUUCUCCUUACUGAAGGAAACAAACCUGUGGAUUGUGUCCGAACGAUUCCAACUGAAUAGAGGUUUUGUUCAGACUCUCCUCAGCUCAGCGUCUGCUUUUGGAUCCUCUGUGCUGCACUUUACUGAGGAGCUGGAGGAGUUUUGGGCAUACAAAGCUCUUCUCUCCGAGUUGACCCGGAGAUUGACUUACUGUGUGCAGGCUGAGCUCAUUCCUCUCAUGGAGGUGUCUGGAGUUCUGGAGCAUCGUGCUAAGCAGCUAUACAGUGCUGGUUACAAGACACUAGCACAUCUAGCCAAUGCAGAUCCACGAACUCUGGUCAAAACUAUUGAAAACCUCUUUAAGAAACAAGCGUAUCAAAUUGUUGCAUCGGCAAAAAUGUUAUUAACAGAAAAAGCAGAAGCCUUGCGGGAGGAGGUGGACGACCUGCUUAUGAUGCCAUCGGAUCUCCCGUCAUUGUAGAUUCUGUACAUUUGUAUUUAAGUGAUGUAAAUGGCAUGUAUAUUAUCGAAUCCACCUGUAAUUAUGUAAACAACCGUGUACCUGCAUGUCUGGCUGAAAUAAA